This is a messenger RNA of Helianthus annuus (common sunflower), 691 nucleotides long. Its product is annotated as EG45-like domain containing protein. The transcript has 3 exons. The coding region runs from base 134 to 490 and encodes 118 amino acids. The record is from RefSeq and is a predicted model, not a curated record. Gene Ontology annotation, cellular component: cell wall; apoplast. Lineage: Eukaryota; Viridiplantae; Streptophyta; Magnoliopsida; Asterales; Asteraceae. Gene Ontology annotation, biological process: systemic acquired resistance.
AUCACACAAGCUUAGUCUCUAUAGUCUAUAGCUCUCUCUAAGCAUUUACGUAAUACCAUACUUUUAACACAGUAGUUAUAACCUUUUAACUUCAAUGGCAUCCAUAAGAAUAUAAGCUUGCAUUCUUGUGGUUAUGAGCCUUUUAAGUUUUGGGUCGUCUGAAAGUGGGAUUGGAACCAUCAAUGAUCCUCCAUACCUGCCAUCAGCUUGUUUUGGGUUCCAAGAUCAAGGAGUUAUGAUAGCAGCUGCGAACCAAGAUUUAUGGCAAGGUGGAGCUGCCUGCGGGAAAAACUUUCAAGUGACUUGCACAGGUGCAACCAACCAAGGCGUACCACACCCUUGUACUGACACCCCCACAGUGAACGUAAUGAUCACCGAUUUUUGCCCGCCACCUGGCUGCAAGGUCGACCUUGACUUGUCACACGAAGCUUUUUCUAUCAUGGCGGAUCCAAGAGCUGGAGGAAUCAAAAUCUCUUACCAAGAGGUGUGAGGAAGAAGUAUCACUGCAGUUGCAGUCGAUUCAAAGAUCUUUAAUAACUCUACUGACUGGGAUUUAGAGGCAUUUCCAUUCAUUUCAACUUCUAAUUGUCAUUUUGUUUUGAUGUUUAGUGUAUCUCUUUGUUUUGUUGUACGUUAGUUGUUACAUCAUGAAUCAAAGGUGCAUCUUCUUAAAAAUAAAUCUUGACCUCCA